GGAAUAAUUAUCACCAUAUUGGCAUUUUUACAACAAAGAAAAAGUUUUAAGAAAGACGUUUGGGGAGGUCGACCUGGAAUUGUUGUGUGAGUAAUAUAAACGAUUUCUAUAAACAGUACGUAUUUUUAUCAUUUAUAGACCCGGAGCGAGGGGGAUUCUGCGUAAUAUUUCCCGAAGUGAUGAUAUUUUCCGAGGGGCUUUGCCCGGAGGAAAAUAUCAUCACUGAGGGAAAUAUGUGAUAUAUUAUACCAAAAGUUAAAGUACUCACUAAGUUCAGAAUAAACUUAUAAAUAAAACUUGCUGACUGAAUAUUAUAAAAUACGCCAAUAUAUUAAUACAAUUUUUAAUUUCUUAUGUAUACCUGAGUUUUUAACGUUUUCUCUUUAAAAUAUUUGAGCAUGUAUCCUUUGGAUCAUUAAAGGUAACAUACGUCUUGAAAAUGUUUUGCUAAGUCAAAUAUUCUGUACGAAAAUACGAAAUCACAAACAACAGCUCGCGAACGCCAUAUUUUUUUAGAGCGUGGUGUCCACGCGUCACGCGUGAGCGUGGGACACUAUAAUAUUCCACGGUGGAUCUGCCGUGAGAUAUUUAUAGUAUCCCACGCUGGAUUGCGAAAUCAUGAAUUUGAGUGAAAUACCGUAAAAAUCACAUCACGUGGUACAAAUGCUGUUUUUUUAUUGGACAAUUUGAAUUUGAGGUAUAAUAUAUCGUUUUAUUUCCUCUAGCUGGCAUGGAAUAUAAAAACGUGUCUUUAUUCCAUGGCAGUAUUUAAUGUAUUCCAAUGUGCCGGUUUCCACUUUACAUGAGUAAAUGAGUAGGUUCAGAGGUAUGUUAAUAGUCGCAAUGGGACUGGGGGACUCGUAUUCCUCCUUUCCCCUACCCAUCUCCCCCCUGAUGCCUCUUUCCCACCCUUCUCCCCACAACUCCUUUGGAACCAACUUUAAUUGAGAGAUGCUUAAAUUUGUUGAGAAAUUUGGGGGGGGGGGGGUUGUACAAUAUAAUGUCCAGCUUAUUAUUCAGUGACAAAUAAAUUUAAAAUUUACAACACUUUGACAAACAUUAGAGAUAAAAGGAGGAAAUUAAAUUAUAUGUAAGGAAGCACUUCUUAUUCGAUUUAUGAUGUCUUGUUUAUUGUUUUUUAAGAAUUAUUAAGGACCAUGUCUUAUUCAGCUGGCAAAUUUGAUUGUAAUUGUGACUGCGCAGAGACUUCAGAUUUCAAAUGCCCCCAGUCCUGACCUUGCAGGACCCACCCAACAUUUUUUUUAUCAUGGUGAUAUACGGUGAUAACGGUGGUAUACGGUGAUAACCGCCCCCGCUGCACUUCUGGUUUCACUAGCUAUGCCAUUUAACAAGAGACCAUGCAUGCAUGCAUGCAUGCAGCAGUGCAGGUAGAAUGAUAUUAUAACCCUAUUAAUGCAUGUUAAAAUCAACGGCAAUUAGUAAAAUCAUAGGGUUCACAAACUCAUUCGUUGCAUUGCUGUUUAAAUACUAAACGAACCUAGCUAAAUGAGGGAGCUGCGGGUUUAUUAAGGACAUAAUUACAUCUUGUGUAGGCCUAUAGAUUUUCUUGGCAUGGAUCAUGACCGCCUGGCUAUCAUGUGCGUGUUUGGAGCUGCUACUGGCUCCAUCUUCCUUCUCAUCUUUCAAAACAUUUCAGAGUACAGAAAUGCUUGGGGAAAAGGUAGGAAUGAGUUUUUAUUCAUGCCCAACAAUUAGCCGGUGCUUAGAAGGUGAUUUAAUAAAACACCUGUUAGCAGGUGUGACAAAUGAUACAUAUAUGUGCCAUAAGUAGUUCGCCAUAGCCAUCUGUGCCACAAAGUGAGCAUGACAUCACGGUCGAUUACUGAUGAAAUGUCCCUCAAGCCUCGAGAGGUUUAUAACAUGGUAAUGAACCUAUUACCUAAUGAACAAAAUUUUGAUCUAGACAAAAAUUUCAUCACAGCUUGAAAGAGCGCAUCACAAAAUUAGUAAUAUUCCGAAGUUUCGUUGCGAAAUGUUGUAAAAUGCGGAUAAUAUAGCCCUGCGAAGUUGGCCAUUUUCCAGCCGUCAUUUAUAGAGUUUCUGAAAUGCCAUUUCAUGCGUUUUGGGCAGAGAGUUUACAUAAUAGAGAAUAGAGAGAAAAUAUUUAAUCAUUCACUCACUUUGCAGUACAAUUAAGGACCGAAUUACAUUGUGAUGACUAUGAAUAAAUAUAUGGAUAAAAAGUUAUGAUUACAACGAUUGUCGACUAUUCAUAUUUAAAAACUGUCAAAACCUAACUAUAGUAUCAUAAAAAUUAGAAUUAGAUAAGAUAUCAUAUUGAUAGAAAAUUAUUAAAUUAAAAAAAAUUUAAAACAGUCUGUAGAAAACUUCGAAGUGAAAAGUUUUUCUUCUUACGUAAAUCAUGACUAGCUACUAAGGGAGACUUUGGUCUAGAAACUAACUCAUUAAGUUUAUGGUUUGGUCGUCUGGGAUCUGGUUAAAACGUUUCACGCACGCAGCAUGUCUUCUAGCAUGUAAUUCCUCGAUUGAAGCGACAUUAUAAUACACAAACGGGUACACAGUUCGAAGAGCUCGGUUUUGAACGCGUUUGAUUUCAUCACUGAGGUAUUUUGGUAGGGCAUAGGCCAUAGUGGAACACUGUUGAGGCGUGAGACAGACACAGGUGGUAUAAAACUGUAUGAUAUAACCUUGUCAAGUACUCUUGCUGGCUUUAAUUGUACCAAAAGGUAUAUCCGUUUGGAACUCUUGGAGAUAAUAUUAUUGACGUGUUUAUUCCACUUGAUGUAAUAGUGAGACCAAGUAACUUCGCUUCUUCUACAACUUUCAGGGACUUUCCAUUAGCUUGAAUAAUUGAAUUGGAGCUAGGGAAUAUAUAUAUAUAUAUAUAUAUAUAUAUAUAUAUAUAUAUAUAUAUAUAUAUAUAUAUAUAUAUAUAUAUAUAUAUAUAUAUAUAUAUAUAUAUAUAUAUAUAUAUAUAUAUAUAUAGAUAUAUAGAUAAAGAUAAAAUAAACCUGGUUUACUUCAUAAGAUUUAUUCACUACAAACUUGUUUCGUAUGACAAGCAAUGCUUGCCACACUCAUCAGGUGAAUUUAAAUGUCGCGCUAUGUUGUUGCCAAGGUUAUAUAUACUAUAUACAUGUUUGACGUAAACGGAAUGUUCAAGUAUUAAAUUACGUAUAGUACAUAUAUAUAUACAGAUUAUAUUAAGUAAUGUAUAUUGCUUAAGAGAAAUUUGUUUCUAUGUCUGCAUUUCGACAAAAGUUCACUUCUUGAAUUUAAAGAACAAAGUUCAGGGUGGUAGAUUAUGAUGAAUUUUUCAUGUGUACAAAGACUGCAGCGUUUCGUUGUGUUGUUGUAGCUCUUGCAUUGCUUAAUAAUACGCCAGUUUAUGGAGUACUUGACCUUCGACUCUUUAAGUUGCCAGAUGUAUUUGCUCAGCUCUGUGGCAUUUCUAUACUUGCUUAAUCUGAAUGAGCUAGUGUGGCAAUAAUAUCUGGAUUUGAACUGUUCUUCAGUAUGUCCGACAUACGAUUCCUUUUGAUUCGUAUCGUUCCUAACAACCGUUGCUUAGUAUCCGUUUACGUCAAACAUGUAUAUAGUAUAUAUAACCUUGGCAACAACAUAGCGCGACAUUUAAAUUCACCUGAUGAGUGUGGCAAGCAUUGCUUGUCAUACGAAACAAGUUUGUAGUGAAUAAAUGUUAUGAAGUAAACCAGGUUUAUUUUAUCUUUAUCUAUAUUAGCUCUAUACUUCGGUAUAUCGAGCACUCUACUCAUAUAUGAUUCUAAAUAUAUAUAUAUAUAUAUAUAUAUAUAUAUAUAUAUAUAUAUAUAUAUAUAUUAUAUAUAUAUAUUAUAUAUAUAUAUAUAUAUAUAUAUAUAUAUAUAUAUAUUUAUAUAUAUAUAUAUAUAUAUAUAUAUAUAUAUAUAUAUAUAUAUAUAUAUAUGUGUGUGUGUGUGUGUGUGUGUGUGUGUGUUAGUUGUGUAAUUGUACACUCUGUAAUAUGUUAAGAUGAAAAUGUUCUAGAGUGUGUAUUAUAUAAUUUCCAUACCCAGCGCAAGCAGAAAGAUGUUUGCCGCGGCUGGGUUUUGAACCCGCGACCUUCGAAUUACUAGAUCGACGCUCUACCAACUGAGCUACACGGUCAGACGGAUUUAAGACUGGAAAUUAUGAAAUAUAUACUGAAUGUCAUAAACAUACUUGUUUAUAUUAAUUCAGCAUCGAACAAUACUAGUUCUGCAAGUGUUACUUAAAUCAAUCCGCAGUUUCUUUUGGUGGGGCCGAAAGUGAUUGGACUCAAACCAUUCCUGGACUUCCAUGACGGCAUCCUGGAUGUUGCUUGUAGCGAAUUUCGGCACAGCCACAGAUUUUGAUAUUGUAAGGUCGUCUACAAAUUUGAUUUCGUCAUCGACACUAGUUAUAUUAAGGCCGUACGUUCAUCAUUAAGGGCGAAAGUCAAAGUUUUUUUUCCCUGUGAGAACAAUCACGGCCAAGUUUAACUCGUUGUUUGGAACAAUCACGGCCAAGUUUAACCCGUUGUUUUCUAUUAGUCAGGAAGUCUGCGAUCCAGUUACUUGUGGCGUUCAAAAUAUCUAGAGAUUUUAGUUUUUCAAGAAUAAUGGAGUGGUCAACAUAAUCGAAUGCUUUCUGAUAAUCAAACAGCACCACUCUGACAGUGGCUCCCGAUCUAUCUGUUGUUUCCGUCCAUCGGUGCAUGAUCAUUUUUAUAACGGCAUGGCUUGUGGAAGAGCCAGGGAUCACACCAACGUGUUUUGGAUCUAAGGUUUUGAGGAUAGCUGGUUUCAGCUUCUUAUUCACAACAAAAUCUUCUGCUACUUUGGAGAGGUUAGGAGUGAGGGGGAUGGGACGAAGGUGUUGGUCUAUAUGCUAAACUGGCGUCGAUUUUGGAACAGGGACUGUGUUGGCCAGUUUCCAGAUAUUUGGCAGUUUGUUUUCUUUAAACGAACAGUUUAAGAUUUUCAUAACAAGUAACGACAGGAAAACCGCAUACGCUCUUACUCUUAGUAACCAAGAUGGGAUGUCAUCAUGCAGGGCCACUUGCUUUGGAGGGUUUAAGGAAUUUUAAACAUUUAUCAACUUCAAGGUCAGAGACCGUAAGGACGGUUGAUGUUGUGUCGACGGUUUGGUUUAUUGCUCUCAAGGUUUGAAAUUGUUGAAGAGGUUCGAGGAAGCUGUUCAUGUUAAUGUUGUUUGCAAUCUGAGUAUUGUUCAGGUGCUCUACAUCAUCCAUUUGUAAGGUGGAGCAGAAAUCGGGCUUAAUAGCUUUAAUAUAAACGUCACGUAAAACACAAAAAACAGUGAAAAUUUUAAGUAUAUUGGUGUAAUAUUUUGGUAGCUGUUGAAGUCGGACAGUUUGCAUCCAAAUAUUUCUAUAUAUUGUCCUUUCUUGUCACAUAUAAACUUGCCUUGUCACACAAAGGGGCAACCAGUUGCCCACGCACUGUUAGGGCAGCGGGGGCCGCUACCCCCGUGGUUCGGGCGCCCCUGUUGAUGGUUUGUGCUGAGGGAAGAUGUAGUUAUUUAAAUACUGCAUGUAUUUAAAUAAACACUUAUCAUAUAUUGCGAAAAUAAAACGCGAAAUUCUCGGUAAUCUUUCCAUGUUUCGCGCACCAAUAUAGUAAACGUUAUGUAAUGGAUGUUAUAAUGUACUGCAAAGUCAACUGGAUACCUCCAUAUACAUAAUAUUAUAUACACACCCUAACCUUAAACCUAAUCCCUAAUCCUAACCUAUAUUGGUGCGCGAAACAUGGAAUUAACGAUAACCGAAUUCUUUUUCUGUCGUUUGCCAUUGCUCCAGUAUAACUUGCCGGUAUAAACCGACGACACAUGAAGGGUGCAGCGAACGCGCGAGCCAAUCAUAUCAAAGACAAAGGACAUAGGAAGAACAAAUUAAUUACCCCCCCCCCCCGCCCCAUUGGGAAAAGAUUUGUCCCCGCCAUUGGGAAAAGAUUUGUUGACCGUUCUACAUUACAUCAAGAUUGUCUCGUAUAAACACUUGUUGUUUAGUAUUAUAUUCUAAACUCGAUUUACCAGCGUUCUCUCGAUCAUAGAAGAUUCAGGUGAUUUUACACAACUUUUGGGGCUGGUUGUUCAAAAGCCGACUAGCUUAACCCUCCUAGGUUAACUUAAGAUACAAAGCACACUUUGCCUUUGGAAAUGUUUCUUCAGAAAUCUUGUUUGGGUCGAUAGGAGUUCACUUCUCUGACGUUUUGAGAUAAACAGACGUGCAGAACAACACAAACCAAAACAGCUGGUUAAACUAUUUUGUAGUUAAAUAGUGAUUAACUUUCAAAUACGCGCUUCUUAUUGGAUACGAUGUCGUUUCCACUAACUAUAAUUAACUUUCAUCACUUUUUUAUACAACCGGCCUCUGGUGUUCGGUAGGAUCCGGUAGCGAAGCCUUGACUAGCCCAUUACAUUAGAAUUGAGGAAACAUUGAAUGAUGUACGCUUGCCUGACAUUUCUCAUGCAACCGCUAUCCUCCCAUGCAUGAAAGUUAACUCUCAUCUGCAAGACUUAAUUCUCAUGCAAUUCUUAUUUUCGUUUGACCGUGCAUGUGAUUCUACUUAUUUUCUAGCAUUCCUUCUCAUUGCAACCUGCAUCGAAUAUGCUUUCCUUCAUUAUCCCUACUUUGGAUGUUUGGCGUCAUAUCACAGAAUAAUUGGAGCAUUGAUGGGACUUCCUUAUGCAGUAAUUGUGUAAGUAUAAGGCGAAUUCACGAUCUUAAGGAAGCGACAUUUGACGUACCCUGGCCCAGAGGUUUUUUUAGGUUUGGCGAACGCGAAAUGCGAGAAAACGCGCGAAGAAAAAGGAAAAAACUCUGGUGAAUUUGUUAGCGAUUCCUGGUUCGGAUAAAGAAUGCAAAAAAUGUAUAAUGGCUUAAUGCAUCAUAUUCUAAAAAUAUUAUCCAAUCAUUAUCCUUGACGCCAGGGGCCGGUUGUAUAAAACUCUUAAUCACUUUUUAAUCACUAUUUUGUAGUUAAAUAGUGAUUAACUCUCAAAUAGGCGCUUCUUAUUGGAUGACGUUUGCACUUAAUCAUAGUUAACUUUAAUCACUUUUUUAUACAACCGGCCCCAUUUAUUCUCCUGAAUUUCAUUCAAUUUAACAUUACAUCUAUUCAAUUUAAUAUAAAUAUAUAUUUAUAUUCAUUCACUUUAAUCUUGCAAUAUACAUUCAAUUUAAUCCUGCAAUAUACAUUAAAAAAAAUCUGUAUUUAAAUUUAUUAAACACACCUCUUUGGGCCGACGUGAACUUUGUCUGUUAAUACAAAAGCAAGCAAAUUUGUCCUGUAGAUUUCAAAUGAAACCAUUUCUCUCCAUUUCGCAUUUCGAAUAAUAGACUCGGUAUUACAAAAUGCGAAUGUAAACUCUCCAUCUAGUAUUGCUUUCUCGUCCUUUUCGUUUGGCAGUGAAGUAACACGGCAUCCACGCUUUCUUAGUUCACGGACGUGAGAGUCAAUGAAAGAGUAGUCAAUUUGCAAAUGACUAUUAAGAUGAGUUUCUCCAGAAAAUUGUGGCUUUUGCCAAGUCGUCGUGUUACUCUCGGUGUUAGAACUUUGGAAUAUUAAACUCUUCCAUAAUCGAUAGCAAGAUGCAAAUACAUCUUUAAUGUGAAUCAAAUUGGAGAAGGCGCGGUAUUGAUGCUCCGUUAAACUUUUAAUUCAGGAAAUUUAUCAAUCUAUCUAUUAAUGCAGCCUAUAAAACUGCUUCUUUCAACUUUUGUUCGUUUAUUUAAUAAUAUAGUCAAUAUAGACAUUUCAAAAUUCAAAUGCUUCAAUUCAAUCAAAACACGAAACGCCUGCGAACAGGCUAUGAUGUUUACAAUAUCCAAUCAGAACACGUAGUCUAUCGAACCUAUAGUCAGAACCAAUCAACUCUUUCCUUCCAUUUUUGAAAGUUAUGUGUGGAAUGUGAACCCGAAAACUACGCCAAUUGCACCAGAGGGUUAUUCAAAACAGGCGAAAAUAAAUACCCUCUGGUUCCAGGGUACAUUUGACGCCGACCGGAAGUAGAUGGCACCGUUAUAAGAUCAGAACAUUUCAAGAACAGUGUAUUAAAACACCAUUUAAUAUUAAAACAAAUACAUGCUUGUAAACACGGGUUUACUUAUUUCGAAUAUCUCCGAUCUAUAGACUUCAAUUAUAGACUGCUUUUUCCCGACGAAAUAAACCCCAAAACCACGCUGACACGCUCGACUGAAUGUUUUGUCUAAUACAUUACUAUAUACAAACUUACAUGAAGUCUUAACCAUAAAAUAAACAGUAAAUUAAUUAACAUAAAUUAUAAAGCUAUGAAAAUGUCAAAACCGUUUCUACAACGCAUUUUGACGGAUGCGAUUUAUCGAAAACACAAAGAGUGCAAUGGAAUAAAACGUAUAGUACAAUUGCACUCGCAAAGAGUGCAAUGGAACGUAUUUCAUAUAUUGCACUCUUGGGAAAUGGAAUUUUCUAUUCAAUAUCAUGUGACCAUAAACAGCCAAUUAAACGAUCAGAAUUCAAUAAUUUAUUAUAUAAAUGGUGACAGUGCAUUUUGAUGACGAAUCGUGGUGUGAUUAUUAUACUUUUUUAUUGUAGCUUUGUGGUGACCUUUACCGCAGGUUUGCAAAAGUGUAAUGUAAGUUAUUAUGAGCGUAAAGUACUGUUUAAUAAACGAGCAGGAGUGCUUUAUUAGGUUUAAAGCCACGAGCACGCAGCGCGAGUGGCUUUAAACCUAAUAUAACACGACCUGCGAGUUUAUUAAACGGCUUCAAGCACGACUACAAAUUCAAUAGAUAUACUGUCUUAGUAUUCUUUAUAUAAAUACUACUAAUAUUAUAUAAAUAAUACUAAUGAGGACACGACUACAAUAGAUACCGUCUUAUUUGUAUUCUUUAUAUAAAGAAUACUGAUUAGGAGUGUUUUAUCAGGUUUAAAGCCACUGCACGUGACAUAUUAUGGUUGACAUGAUUUGCCAAUAAGCUUAUGAAUUAUUAAUGAGUGUUUGAAGUCCAUUUUAUUGUAUCUUGAGGCCCACUUCCACUCACGAAAAAUUUUGCACGGACAGAAAAUUUUACGAAAAUAUCAUUUUCAACUUUUAAAAUUUUAAAAGUUGAAAAUUUUCAACGCCAAAAUUUUUUUUCGACUGAAAAUUUGUGUUGGCCAAUCACAUUUUACAAAAUUUCUUUCUGCGGAAAAUUUUCCUGUGUGGAAAUGGGCUAAGAAUCUUGCAUUUCCCCACCUUGAUAUACUACUGUUUGGAGCCGGUUUUAUUGAAACGUAGUAAAGUUAAUUUUAGUUACAAAUUUUCCGCCUGUUAGACAUGAAUCUAUAUAAUCCAAUAAAGGUUGAUUAACGACCGUUGACAAUCGUUUUGAACAUGAUUAUGGACUCGUUACUAGUUACGCCCAAACCAUGCAAACCAGGCUUUAGUUCACUCCUCUUAACUCUUGGUGUAUUUCAAUCAUUAGGGCUAUACGACGCAUGAAUAUGUUGCUAUAAUAUUACCUAAUAUACCAUUGAUAUUUUGUCAUCUGUUUAUCAUGGGGAAGUUUACACUCGUACUUUACAAGGAAAUCAAAGAGUAUGGAACAUGCGGAAUACAAUUCUUCUUUCGUAAGGUAAGUUGUGACGUAUUUAAAAUGUAUUGGCCAUUUGGGCCUCAAAUUGUAAGUUUCUUGGGUUUUGUAAUACUGCUUUUUUAUCUUUAAAUGUAAUCGAAAGAGUCCUUAUUUCACCGCCAUUGUUAAUCCAGUAAGUUGAAUUCAUUCGCGAAAAUCUUUAAGAUUUGAGCAAUAAAAUAAUUAUCACUCAUUUACGGCAUGAGACCGCAGGAAACAGUGUGUUUUGUGCCCCUCGACCGUUGUUACCCGAGGCAAAGCCGAGGGCAACAACGGCGGUCAAAACACGCUGUUUUCCCAAGGUUUCAGUAAACAAGACGUUCGAAAGAGCGUUAACUCGCUGGGGCUAUAGAACCUGUCCCCUGUUUCAAAAUGGCGGUGUCCAAAUUCUUCCUUAAAAUUGAUUGAUCUCGGACACUCAGGACCGACUAUCGGGUCUGGCUUUAUGUACCCAUGCAAGUGACCCAACAAGAACAAAAAUACAAUUGUUCGAAUCAGCGUACGAAAUUGUACUUAUGGAUGCCAAACUCAUUUCUAAACAGCAGUAUUCUAGCGAUUUAUGGCCUUUGAAAGUCAAGUGAAAUUGUAUUGUUGACAAUUGACAAAUCUUCCAAAUUUAUUGUUUAACUAAUUAAAAAUGCAUUACGUUUGAUCCUUGAUAACUUUCGUAUCGUUGGUUUUCUCUUUUUCGGCCGUAUACCAAUGGAUUUGUCUCACGUUUCUCUUCAUUUUUAUAGUAUAUUGAUCCGACAAUAGUUUAUCUUGAUUCCUUGAAGGUUUUAAAGCGAAGUUUUUACCAAGCGUACGGAACAACUGCCGGCCGACAUGAGGAAUGUAGCGUAAAUAAGCGUACUAUAAGAUAUAACUAUACAGGGUGUAUAAAAAAACUGAACCUGAGAUUUGGAAUUGCUCCCAAUUUUGCAAAACAGCUAUUAGUAUCCAGUUUUUGUUAACAGGUGGGAAAAUUGUCGCUGACUAAAUUUAAAUGUCGCUGACCAAAAGUAUCGUGUUUCCACACAAUUUCUCGUUUUCCCAUUUUCCACUCGUGUUGAUAUAACUGUAUAUCAACACGGAAAAUGUUUUAUAUUUAUUAAAUAUCACUUGAAAGAUACUAAAGAUAACUAUGUGGCUGUAAUGACCAUAUCUAGGAUGAACAGUCAGAAGUGCAAGUGAAGUUGGUCAGACCUUGGUUGAAGGAUUACGUUAAGGACCUCAUUAAUAAACCAAAGUAAGGAUGAUAAAAAGAGUGGAUAAUUAACAAUUAUUCGCCGAAGGCGAGGUGAUUAUCGGUGAAUAAAAACCGAGACGAAGUCGAGGUUUUUAUUCACGAUAAUCACCGAGCCUGAGGUGAAUAAUUGUUUUAGUAUAAUUUCAUAGGUGAUUAUUUAGAAAAAAAUAGACAUUUCUUCGUCAUUUAUUGACAAAACGGCUUCGGCCGCCAUUUUGAAAAUCGCUUAGGUGAUUAUCGCGUAAUAAUCACCUCAACGGCAACCAAUCAGCGUGGAGAAUUUUCAAUAAUCACCUAUGUAAUUAUACUAAAAAGAGAUAAUUCGGAUAUAAUUCGUAUAAUGGUCUGUGCCAGUGUAGGUGGUGCUAACAAUAUGAAAGCUUCGGAUUGAUAUAGGGAUACAAUUACCUGAAAAAAUACAAGGAGAACUGAAAAUGCAAGAAGUUUCCUGGAUAAAAAGAGUAGCGUUAAGCACUGAUCUUGGUGGAUUGAGGAUACUGUUGAAUUCAAUAGCGAGCUUAAGAUAUGCACCAAAUCUACGACGCGGACGUGAAGAAAAACUGCAACUAUUCCCACAGUUUCACUACACGGAUAAAAAUUAUGGCCUCCAGUUGGUAGACAAAGUCAGAGACUCGAGUGAAGCAAAAUAAAACUGGAUUCCAAACAUUAGCAACGGUUUUUAUGUCACGUCCGCGUCGUAGAUUUAGUGCAUCUUAAGCUCGCUAAUAAGUAAAUUUUGAAGCCAGACUAUUUUUAAUAAGGAGAGAUUUUUAAAUCUGGGACCCUUUACAAAUCGAAUCGUUGCGUGUUGAAGUUAUGUCUUACUAUAAACAAAUGUUGUUUCGCAUGUGAUUUGGAAGACACAGCUUGCGGUAAGCUGCAUAUCAUGCACACUUGUACUGAUGAGAACGUUUUACCAGAUGAGACUCGUGGUCGCCAUCACUUCUGCCCAAUUUCUAUCCAGACAAUUAACAUGUCUCUUUUUACUAACAAUGGAGCGGUUAUUAUUUAUGGCACCGAAGAGAACUGAUGUUCUUGGUAAACAUUUUGCUGAUCCAACCAUUAAAAAGUAACAAAAAUAUUUUCCCCAGCCUCAAACAUCAAUUAAAAAAUAAAGAUCCACUCCUGGCCAAAAACUUUACAAAAGGUUAUACCAUUCAGUUGCCACACAUAUCUUUUGUCACUUCUGUGAAAUUAGUUUGAUAACUGCUCCUGACAAAUCGGGAAAUGAUCAAGAUAGUGACUCUGAUUGAUUUACAUAUUGGAUUGACAUAGGAUUGUUGACAUUGCAUUUUAGUCCUCAAUAUUUGAGCGAGUCAUGCUUUGGAAAUUACAAGAAUUUUUUAUUACGCAACGCUUGAGUUGUUUCGUUGUUCAUUUACCCAACCUUUUACUUACUCAAAAUGUUAGUUACCCAACCCUUUUGUCUUUCGCAGGGCCGUUCCUAUUCAUAUAUUCGUAUAUUCGUGUUCACAUACCGUAAAAACAAUCGCUUUCAAAAGAAAUCCGUCUGGCAGAACACGAAUAUAUGAAUAUACACCCCCAAUUAUCGCGCUGGGAAGGGCUUUGCUCUUUGGUGCCACCGAAAGAGUUGGGGGUCACUUGGUUAAUAUGGCGGCUAUCGACAUACUGUAGCUACAGUAUCUAAUCCUGGUUUUCAGAAAACCAAAUAAUACGAAUCAAACAUUUCGAUUUAUUUGUAGACCUCCCCGCCAUUAUUCAAGGUUGGAGUUCUUCUUGAGGAAAAUUUACAAUCCCAAGAAAAGUAAGUUUUGGGGACCGAACCCCGUACUUAGAGCGAGGGUGAAAGGCACGUGCAAUAACCAAUACUAUAACUGUAUUCAUUAAACUGGUUAUUAAAGGGUUUUUAUAGUCUUAUUCAGUUUAAAAAGAUGACAACCAAGUUCCAAAUUUUUCUUUUUUUGUAUAGAUUUUAAGUUCUCAACACAAACUCUCUCCGUGGUCAUGAUCUGCUCUAUUCUACUUUACGGGGUGAGUCGUACAAUGUUUAAAUCGAUCUUUUUUAAAUUUAUAGAAUAAAAAUAUAUAGACAAACGAACUAGUAAAUUCACGAGGAAAUCAGCUAAAAUUCAAGUGAACUGAUUUCGAAAAUCCGGACUAUAGAAAUUCGCCACAUAAACCUUUUACUUAACUGGCUGUGUAUAUAUAAGUGUAUUUUGUUCAUAUAUAAACAUGCCAUCCCGCCUAUAUAGGGCGAGUUUUUCGCCUAGCAUGGGAUGUUUGUCUAAACGAAUGAUUCUUCUCUAUGUAAAUCAAGCUUAUGUUUCCUUGUAGAUCUCGUUGUUGGACGUGUAUCUGGCAAUUCUAUGGUUGGACAAACUUAACAACCAUUCUUCAGACUUUGCUUUAGUAAAACGUUCAGUCAAAGUGUUACGUGAUUUGGUUGGUUAGUUUAUACUUCAUAUUUCAUUACAUUUUCUUUUAAGAGUAAAGGACAUCGGCAGCAAAAUUUAUGUUUAUCUACAAUCUUGGCCAUAAACCUUAGAUUUAUUGUACAGACAAAAUGUUACGUGUUAGUAAAAAUGUGGGAAAGCAACAUUGAAUUGAGGGGGGGGAGGUACAAUAUAAUUUUAAAAACCCAAGUAUAUUAAGAAGUUGCGAAUUUGUUUAGCCGUUCUAUACGUACUUUUGGCCAAGAUUGUAGUUGAUAAUGAUAUGCAACAUUUUUGUUCCUUUAUACAGUUGAAAACAACUUUUAAAACUGUUUGCAGUUUAUCGAUUUUACGGCUUUUUCAACUUUUCGUUUCCGAGGACGAUAAGUUAGGAGUUUAUAUACGGCCUGGAAGAUAUAACAGCACGAGAUUUAAUUCUCGUAUUUACUUUUAGAAAAGUUUCAAUAUUAGUAGUUGAAUAUUGCAGCUAUUUGUGAAUGUUCUCGUAAUCGAAAUUGUUCUCGUAAUUAAGGAGCUAUAUUUAUCAUGUCUCUAUAUAAGAAAUGGGCCUCGUAUAUAUGAUUUUCUGAACUGAUUAAAUGAUACUCUCAUUAGAUGCUUUGCACGUUUAGAGUUUAAGGUUUAGAGUUUAAGGCCAGGGUCAAACGUCGAACUUCUCAUGCGCCGAACCUGAUGCAAAUGAAGUGAAACAAAGAACUUAGCUUAACAUUAGGUUCGGAGCAUGAAAAGUUCGACGUUUGUCCCUGGCUUAAGGUUUGCAAAGGACAACCUUUUUUGAAUUAGCUGUAUAUAUUACAUUUAACCAUUUACGUUUUUUACACCAUGAUUUUUCUUUUUUUGUAUUAUUGCGAUCAAAAAGCCAGAUACGAUGCGAUUUAAAAAUGCCGCUCGAAAUCGCAUUUUUCCACCGUUCGGAAUUGCAUGUAAAGCUAUUGUCUGAGUAUUGAAAUUAUUCUCGUUUGGGAUUCAAAUUUAAGUUGUAAGAAUCAAGAUGGCGCAACACAUGUGCAUGUAAGCAUCAAGUUUUGGUAAAUUUCGUCUCGAAAUUUUGCAUGGGAGCUUGCAGACUGGACUCCAUUCUCGUACCCAUAGCCAUUCUUACGCGCGUUCGACCGAGCGCGACGAGGGGCUCUGGCUUGCUCUGGCCAAAUCCAUAUCAAACUGGCAUCUGAUUGGCCAUAGUUCUAAUACCGGAUAUUGUUCUCUUACCAUGUUUUUAUGGUAUCCGGUUAUGGAUUUGGCCAGAGCCCCUCGUCGCGCUCGGUCGAGCGCGCGUAAGAAGGGCUCUGGGUACGAGAAUGACUGGACUCCAAUUCCAAAAGGGCAACCAACCUCGUACCCAGGCUCUUUUCACUACGCGCCUCGCUAAGGAGACGCGUAGUGGAAAGAGCCUGGGUACGAGGUUGAAGGGCAACAAGCAUGGUCAUGUGGGAAGUUAUCAGCAGGAGCUAUCAAUGUAAAUAUUGAACAGUCGGACAUUUGUCAGAUCCAAGCAAAAUUGUUAUAAUCCACACUGGACUUGUUAUAUGAAUGCCUUCACAAAACGCAACAUACAUUACUCAGUGUUGCCCGGGCUUAUAGAUUUUAUAACGUUUUCUCGUUUAGGUUUGGCGCUCGCUGCUGCUCUUUUUGCUGUCAUAUUGUGUGUUAUCUCUCUUAUACGUUUCCUGGAAAACCAUAAGUAUGUUUAAAUCCCCGCACAGGCGAACAUGUUUUCUUGGACAACUUUUCCCCUACAAGUUUUUUUGUGAAAUUUCCUUGACAACUGUUCCUAACCUCAUACCCAGGCGUUUUUGGGUUGCCGCCACACUAUGACCAGCUUUGGAUGAUGCAAAUCUUAUAGUUUCGUUUUAAAUUUUUCUGGUUUAAAUUUCAUGCAAUAUAUAGCUUCAUUCAUGGUUGAAUAUGAAUAUUUCUGUAUUAUAAACACCUGGGGCCACUUUUAACCUGUGAUUCCACACAAUUUUAAGCUUUCCUUUUAUAUUUUAUCUAUAGGAACAACAUGCUAAGGAUGUUCAAAGGAGAUAAAUCUUUUAUUCCUCGGACGAUUAGUGUGUCACAGUUCAUGAUUGUAAGUUGAGCGAUAUACUGAUAUUUCCCUAUUAAUAUGAACUUUUCAGCGACAACGUUUAAGCCCCCUACACAGGGACGCCGGAAGAUCGAUAAUUGGGGCGGCAGAUAUUCAUAUAUUCGUGUUCACAGACUGUAAAAACAAUCGAUUUCAAAAGAAAUUAAUUGGGUAGAACAGGAAUAUAUGAAUAUCUGCCCCCCCCCCCCAAUUAUCGAUCUUCCGGCGUCCCUGCCCCUACAGACGAGCAAUUUUCCCUUGACAAACUUCUCUUGACAAGUUUACCUUCUUGUGUGUACAUGGUCAACAAAUUUUCCGUGACAAAUUUUGUUGCGAAAUGUCAAGGCUAUUUAUUGAGCUCUGAAUGUUUUUACUGUUUAAAAACAAGCAUAUUAAGAUAGCUAUAGCUAGCUUUCACACAAAGAGACUUGUUAUGGAAAACGUUGCUGUUUUCUGUCCUGUACACAAGUGCAUGAAAAAGGCGUGGCCGUAACUAGUUCAAAGUAUAAAUCCACACCUGAAUAUUUAACAGUUCUACGAACUCAAGUCGGAUGAGCUGAUAGCCGAUGAGGCGCGUAUAGCGCCGAAUCGGCUAUCGAUUAUAAUAUUCGACGAGAGUUAGUGGAAUAACUGUUUUUCCAUUUAAGGUUUGAAUUCACAGAUUUUGCUUUUCGAAUAUUUUGUUUUUUGUUUUUAUCUUCGCUCUUUCGGCAGAUUAUUUUUUCAAAAAUAUAUAUAUUUAACCAUUUUAAAUUUUAAAAAUUGAUUUGCUAACCUGUAAACAAUUUGUGGGAGUUUUUCAUUGCGUUUUUAAUGCUGUAAAGGCUAUAAAAAGCGAACAACUUGACGUUUUCUCGUUCGCAAAACGUCGGAAAUUCAGUUCGAGCUGCCAUUUUGUUUUUUCUACUAGCAGGAUAUGAGCUAAUGUCCUGCUAGUAGAGUACCAAUGUUUGUUUUUCCUAGGGGAAAGGACUAAGAUACCAUAGUUUUCAGAUUGGCUACUUUUUGUGGGGUAGGUGUUACUUGACUAUAUCCCAAAUAUGAUCCUUGUUUAUAGUAUGAAUAAUAUUUGGAUAAUUCUAAGAAGAAAUAUAAUAUAUCUUUGUAGUAAAAAACCCUGUCAAAAUUGCCGGAUAUGAAGUGAAAUGAGUGAAUUUCGGGAGGAAAAUAAAAAGAAAAAAUAGUUUACAUUUUAUAAUGACAUCAUACAGUAUCUGGCAAGUUAGACAAUGAAAAAGUUUACCAAGAUGAGCUUUUUACAUAUACCAAAAGUCACAUUUACGUUGUGUCAAUUAUUUACGCGAGUGAGAUCAAUGGGAGGUCCACCUAUCACCCAAAGUCAUGAAUUCCUGAUCAUUGAUGGACUUUUCACUCUCCUAUACGUCCUAUACUUCCUCAGCUCGUUGACCUUCCUUUACCUGGGGCCGAGCGGAAUCAAGGAUCGUUAAAAAGUGCAUUUAUAUAUUUGACAGUAGUGUUGCAGUUAUUUUAGGAAACCCAAUUUUGUAGAACAGGGAGGGGAGGAUAGGAUUAACAUAAUAUCAACAGAAAUUGUUGCAUUUGGUGCCCCCCCCCCUCCGUCAUUUUAGAUUUAGCAAGAUUUUUACACCGUUGUUCUAUCUUUUCAGGUUACAUUUUGCUCUUUACCCUGUUUUCGGUCAUCUUCAUAUUUUUUUACAUUUUAUCAAUUGGCAUCGUUCAGGAUUUGGUCGUGGGCUGGUUAGAAGGAGGAGGGUGGGUAAAGCCUUGUUUUCUACAUAACUUGUUAAUAAAAGUUUAAUUUGCCACUCUGUGCGAGUUUUUAUUAUUAACAUGACAAAAUUACUGGAUGUUGAUUGGUUGUGAGGAGUUCAAUAAUUUCAUUAAUUGUACUGCAGUACAAUUAACGUUCACAAAACAAACAAAAUGGCGGAAUUUAAUUAAACUAUUCGGUAUUUAAUUAAACACAAAUGAAAUUGCCCUAGCAAAAUAACUAAAUAAAAAUACGAACAAAUUAAAAGCACCAAAUUUUGGUUGGAAAUCUGGCAGGACUGGGCUUUGGCGAGAGAAUAUGAUGUUGACAUUGAGAAGUAUCCAAUUUUGUCAUGCUAAUAAUAAACAAAUAAUCAUGCGAUGUUGCUCGUACAAUUAGGGAUUAAUGGUAUACUCGUGACGUUUGGAAAUUUUGCCAAAUUGGACUCGCUCCGGCGGCCCAAAUUGGACUUGCCAUCACAUGAUUACCAAUAUAAAUUGUAGUUUGAUUUGUGUAUCCUGCCUAAAACAUCGCCUCUUCCCCCAACACAAUGUUGUUGAAUUACGUUGAAAAUGUAGGCAAAAUAAUGGCAGCAUUUGGUGGGGGUAAGGGGGGGGGGGGACUAAUGAAGUAAUUUGAAUGUAUUUUCCUAAAAAUUCGAUCUAUUUUAUUAACAGUUUUGUCCACGAUUGACUAGGUUGGUUCUACCUUGUAAGUUCAGUUCAGAACGACAGAGAUUAGGCUGCUUAGGCAAAUGAUACCGGAAAAAAGAAGUAGGUUACUUAGGCCUAGAGGGCAUGAGUAUAUACUCCCCCUAGUGAGAACAGAAAGAUUCAAAAGGGCGUUCAUAAAUCGUUGUCUGUAUAACUUUGUUUAGACUUUAAUGUAUUUAAAACUUUUUAAAACUUUUUUACGCUUCUUAACUUACAUUGUAAAUAUAACUAUCUAGAUCAAUUACCUUUCGAUUGUAAACUCAGACGGAUGUAUCUGAGUAUUUUAGUAAAGACUAUUAUUAUUAUUAUUAUUAUUAUUAUUAUUAUUAUUAUACCGGAAGUAUUAUUCCAGAUCCAUUCUCCAUGACAUCGGGUCCGUAACACGGGUCAACUAGUCCCAUUGAUCCAAGUUACGAUUAUUUUAGCAAGCCAUUUUGCCUCAUAAAGACUCAUAAGAGCAUAUGAGCCUGCUUUGCUGGGAGGCUCACCUGAGUGCAUGGAUGAAGUAUUUCUGUGUUCAUGCGACUGUAAUUUUAUCUCACCAAUAUCCAACUUGAAGGACAAUAACUUACCAUGAUGACAAUGAAAUGUUUUUAGUUGUAAUUAAACAAACAGCACCUUGUAUUACAACUUUAGUAGUAGUAUAUCUGUUUGGGUCUAUUAAUGUUUAUUUUUUGUUUGCAUUUUCCAACUGUAUGCCGUUCAAUACUAUAUUAUAGGUCAAAAUCGGUAAAAAUAUGUCCAUCCCGGCCAGGUGGAAUAAUAAAAGCCUCCACAUGGAGAAUUUUAUCCCAUAUGACUGAGAUCUCACCUACAGUAAAACCCCACGUAUAAGAACCUAGAGUUUAAGAACCUGUUGGGCUAAAAUUGGUUAUUUAGACCCCCUUUGUAUAAGAACCUGUUUAGGCUAAAAUUUCAAACAGGUUCUUAUUUUAUUUUUAUCAUUCUAACAGUGGAAACUAAAAUUUAUAAAUAAAAGAAAACAAACUCUUCUCUUCAUACAGGGCUUUCAGAGUUAUUCUGAGUAGGUGGCUGUGUUAAUAAAGUAUAGCCGGCUGUGGGGAGCAGUCUAGGGAGUCUUAAAGUCAUCCAAAUUAACUAGUGCAUAUUGAUUAUAUAGCUACACAACUGAGCUCUGUAACCAAAUUAUAAUGCAUCAGUACUUUCAUUCUUCAAGAAGAUAACUUCAAGAUUUAAGAUGACAAUUAACUAAAUCAAUUUUAAGAAAUACUAUGUCGUUUUCGAAAAUUAAAUAACCAGGAUAUACUGUAAAGUAGGGCAGGUUGAUGAAAAUGAGUCGCUUUUUCUUCUUCACCAACUGAAAAUGAGUCGCUUUUUAGUCGCUGGGGCACUCUGUGCCUCCAGCGACUAUAGGUUUCGGCUUCAUCGCGGAUUGUUGGUCACAAAAUGACCUACGUCAUUUUUUUGUCAAACAUUACGUCAUUACUUUCAGUCGCUGGAUUCAAGAUGGCCGCUUACUUGGGAGCGUAUUUGGAAAUAAUUUCAUCGAUUUUGUGCAUAUUUUCUUCAUUUUUUCGAUGAAACUUAAUAGUUUUCCCAUCAGCCAGACUUUAUAAACCGAAAGUCAUCUUAUAUGAGUAAACUUGGAAGGCUAGAAGCCUGAAAUAGACGACAAAAGUUCACAAUUUUCACAAAGUUGGAACAUCGUAAAUUGCAACAAUAAUAUUCGCAAGUUGCUGUUUAUUUGGAUGUAAAUAGAAUCUGCUUAAUGGACAAGGGUUUAAUAGGGCUUAUUGCCUUGCUGGCAAAUGAUAUUUUAAAAGCUCCCAGGACAGCUGUUAUCUCACAAUAGGUAUUGUACAUUAAAAAUCUUAGAUGUGUAACCAGGAUUAGACAUAAUGAAAAGAUGAGACGUUCUCUGGUUAAUAUAUUUAUUAAUCACAAGCUUUCGGCUACCAGUCUGUAGCCUUCAACGGGUGUAUAUACAAUAUGAUACAAGGACGCUAAAACUAUAUAAUAUACAUAUUAUAUAGUUUUAGCGUCCUUGUAUCAUAUUGUAUAUACACCCGUUGAAGGCUACAGACUGGUAGCCGAAAGCUUGUGAUUAAUAAAUAUAUUAACCAGAGAACGUCUCAUCUUUUCAUUAGGUAUUGUACAAUUCAAACACACAGAACAUAUUAAUUUGUAUAAUAGAUAAAUUUGGCAAAGUUAAUUACAUUGUUGCUAUGCAAUUCACAACUUUAAACAUUCAUGUCUAGUUAGUGUUCUACAGUAGUUCACACAUAGAAUAGAACAGAGAUAACUAAGCAUUUGAUAAGCCUUAUACACUAUAAAAGUCAUUCAUUCAUUCAUGUAGCUAGAUAAUUCUAAUGCUUAGUUAUCUAAUUUGUUCUUCUCUAUGCUUCAGUACACUAGAACAAUGAUACUUUAUAGGCAUGUGACUUAUGCAAAUUUGUGAAUUGGAUAUAACCAAACUUAGACAAAUUUGUUUAUCGUCUAUAUAUAGUCGGGGGACUUGUUUGAUGAACUUUGUUUUAAUUUUUCCUUAAAUCCCAUUUUUGACAAAAACAAUUUCAUUAUAUGAACACAUAAACUUAACAAACAAAUAGCAGUCUUAAUCUCAAUCACAUGCAGCGUAAUAUGCAAUAGCCCCAGCGACUAACGCUCAAUAGAGUGUCUUGUUCUUUAGAAAAUAAGAACCUAUUUAAGAACCUGUUGAGCCUAAUUUCGCGAUAAGCACCAUUUAUAUAAGAACCUGUUUGGCUAACUUGAAAAAUCUAGGUUCUUAUACGCGGGGUUUUACUGUAGCACAAGGUGAGAUCUCACCUAGUCAGCCUGGCUUGUUUCUCAUACGAACACAAAUUGUAUUUUAUAUGUGUUAACAAAGGGCACUCAGGUGAGUUUCCAGGUUAUCUGGGCUCAUAAAUGGUAUUCAUCUCAAGAAAUGUUGCUUCACAUUUUGUUUCAGUGUUCUCCUGGCCGUGGCUCUUCUUACCUACUUGUGUCUGCUUAUAAUCGCGGCGACAAUAUUCCGUGAUUACGACUUUCCUAAAAACGUCAUAUCUAUAAAUAACAGGUAUGUAUUUUUGUGUGUGUUUUGAUGUUAUGUAUACUCAGGUGAAUUAAUGUUUUUGAUGUUACGCUGAAUCUCUGAUCAUGUACUUUACUGUGUAUAGGUUCUCCCUGGAACGUGGGAUUACUCUAAAUAUCCCGUACACCUCGAAACAAAAUCCCUUAAAGGCCCUAAAGGCAUCCAUCCAUGAACAAAAAAGUCUUUGACAAAUACUCCGCAUUGUCAGAAUAGAUAUGAAACUGGCAUCUCCUGUGGUAUAAUCACACCAAUAUUGUUGCAAAUCGCUUCAUUUAUAGUUUAUUCAGUCUCUGUGUUGAUUAGUUUGAUUUCAGUGGAUCAUAUUCAUAUGCCCUAUGACACAUUUAGACAGAUUGCCCCCUACUUAAUGAAGUUUGGGUUUUUUCCCAGAAACGUAUACUUGGUGUUCUCGUAUUUCUGGUUUUUCGUUGGUCUUCCCAUGGGUGUCUUCUCUGCCAUAUCUCGGAUUCUGAAGGCAAUGGCUGUGGGAGCUCUAAUGUUGCCGAGAAUUGAUCACAGUGUCAUGCCUGAUGGCUUUCAACGGUUUGAUCGAGGUAACCAACUCGCAUAAGUGACAUUAAGUGUACGGGGUUGAUGCUUUCCGGGGAGGGGGAGGUUGAAUGUUUGCCCAUGUUGUUAUGGAGGAUUGCAAUGAAAUAACACAGGCCUGAAUUUAACAUAUGUUUCGAUAGCUCUGCCUGAAUUUUCUGGAUUUGUCGUAUUGCAUUUGCCCGAAUUUCAUGGUUUUGUAAAGUUUGGAGGGGGCAGUUGUGCCCCCGCUGUCUCAUACGCUUAUGCCAACUUGUUGCUGGGGCGGGGGGAUAGUUUAGAUUUUAAUGGUGUUAGGUCAGUGACAGACACUGGGAGAUAGGAUCCAUGGGAAAACUAGUUUAGCUCGGGAAAAUGGUAUGAAAAUGUUUACGACCUUCAUGGAAUUUGGAAGUCAAUUUCCGCCAUAUUGGCUUUGCUUUUCUCGACCGACGUUCUCGCUCCAAAUAUAUGUGGAGCUCACUGGUUUCAGCAACCAUCUUUAUACGGUGAUACUUAUGAAAGCGACGUUAAUUUUCGCCAUCUUAGCUCCACUUUUCUCAAAGGCCGAAUUAAUGAAGAUAGUUAUCCAUGUAUGUAUAUAGAGAGAGAGAGCUCCAUGCAGGGACGCCGGAACGAUAAUAGGGCAAAGGGGGGCGGACGCACACCAAGGGCACCUUUUCUGAAAAUUUUUUUUCCCUGUGGCUACCUCCCAUUUUAGGGGUCAAAAAUUUUUUCCGGACAUACAAAAAUUUUCCGUGAAGCCAAAAAUUUUUCCGGAUAUCUUAAAUUUUCGCCAUUUCUUCAUAAUAUUUUUCUAAAUUCCAAACAUUUCCCAAAAUUUUUAUAAAUAUGAACUAUAAAUUACCUGAAUCUCGUGAUUUUCCUACAAAAAGCAUCGUUGGAAAUGUGAUUUAUCACGUAUUAUUUUACAACUAAAAGGGCACUUCUGCCCCCCCUGCCCCCCCUAGCAAAAGGCAAGGGGGGCAGCCGCCCCCCCCUGCCCCCCCCCAGUUCCGGCGUCCCUGGCUCCAUGACUUGGUCACAUUGGCGUAGCCAAGGGCCUAGACACCGAUUGUAAAACUAUAGUCGAUACGCAGCAGGCCUCGAAUUUCCCUGAAAUCAAUCGACGGCAAUGGCGUUAAAAAUUGCUGUAGAACGUAACAGCUGUCUACAGCAAUUUUGGCAGUUUCCACAGCAUUUUUCAAAUUACUGUAAUAGAUAAUAUGUAAUUUACGUGGUGUUUCCACAAACAAAACCUAUUACUGUAAUAGAAUUUAAUUUUACUGUUACUUUGGAUUUUUGACAAGCUAGAAACAUGUCUUCGUAUUUCUUUAGUGUUUUUUUUUCGAAGAAAAGUUAGACUAAAUUAGUGAUUUACGCAUGAUUUGAUCUGAACUCAAGUACCAAAGUAGUAUUGCACAGUGAAUAGUAUAAAAAUUGCACUAUACGGCAAAAAAUUGCCGUCGUUGCCGCAAUGAUCCACGGCAUUUUGUUCUCCCUCAACGGCAAUGGAGCAUUUGCAUUAUAGAGUAAAUUUUGAUCUAGACAAAUAUUUCAUCACAGCUUGAAAGAGCAUCACAAAAUUAGUAAUAUUCCAAAGUUUCGUUGCGAAAUGACAAUGUUGUAAAAUGCGGAUAAUAUAGCCCUGCGAAAUUUGCAAUUUUCAGUCAUUUUGUAUUACAAACGGGAAAUUGAUGCCCCAACACCCGAUUGGGCUGUCAAUUUCUCGUGCGUAAUACAAAAUGACUGAAAAACGGCAAACUUCGCAUGGCUAUAUUAUCCGCAUUUUACAACAUUUUGCAACGAAACUUUGGAAUAUUACUAAUUUUGUGAUGCUCUUUCAAGCUGUGAUGAAAUUUUUGUCUAGAUCAAAAUUUAGUCUAUAAUGCAAAUGCUCCAUUGCCGCGAUAAAAUUCGAGCUCUGAUACGCAGGCUACAGUCUUUAUAACAUUUUUUUGUUAUUUUGAAAGGUUUCAAUGCGUACAUCUGUUAUCUUCACGUGCAAACAGCUUAUAGAAAUCCAGUCCUUCGAGUUUUCUGUCAGAUACUGAGUGACGAAACACGUAAGUUUUGACAAUUUCUUUACAGUUUAGGGUGCGAAUAAACCUCAUGAAUUGUUCAUAAAUUUUACAAACAUUUUUUUACAACCAUAAAUUGGUCGACUUCAAUCGUAUUAUCUGCGCCCGGCAUAAGAUUUCUCCGCAUGUUAUUUAACGAAAAUCUUCACAUAAGCCCCCCCCCCCCUCCCCUCCAAAAAAACACAGCCCUCCUCCUUCAAUAACCCUGCUUUUGGAUUUGCAACGUACUUAUGCGAACAGACUUCGUCAUUGUUUGAUUAGGGUAAUAAAAGACAACAAACGAUAAAAAUCAUCUUUCUAAAGUAUGCGAGUGAUAGACAUUUUUGUUUUGGAAGACCGUUCAGAAAACGUGUACCAUCUUUCUAAAGGGAGGAAUAUAUCGAUCCCCCCUAUUAAAAUGACUUACACUUUUCACGGCAUAAUCAUUUAAUACCCCAAAGGGUAUUGGGCUGUCAAUUUCCCGUUUGUAAUCUAAAAUGACUGAAAAUUGCAAACUUCGCAAGUCUAUAUUAUCCACAUUUUGCAACGAAACUUUGGAAUAUUACUAAUUUUGUGAUGCAUGCUUUUCAAGCUGUGAUGAAAUUUCUGUCUAGAUCAAAAUUUAGUUUAUUACGCAAGUGGUCAAUUAGGCCAUGGUAUAAUUUGUGCAUGAUACAUAACUUCUUUUGCUGGCGAAGCUAUAGUCAUACGAUGUACUAUUAUUUAGUCAUAUAUUAAUUAUUAGAGGAUGUGAGUUAAAUAGAGGGAGGGGGCUUGUUUCUUUUUAGCGCUUCUAAACUGGGCCCAAUUAAGAAGGGGGAUGUUAAAAAGGGCUAAAUAGAGGAAAUAUGAUCAUAAUAAUAAUUGUGUACUAUUUGUAGAAUCGUGAAUAAUUAAUAAGGCUACAAACAAAUCACGACGCAGUAUUUAGGUCACAUGUGCACACUUAUCGCAGUAAAGAUCAAAAAGUCGUGUUGAGGGAUGUUUAUGAGAGUUAUGAAUACUAAUUCCGAACAGUGGCGUAGCCAGCCCGACAAUUUAGUCCCGCUAUGCAAAUUCAUGAUCAAAAUUAUUAUCAUUAUUCAUUUCUUUAGAAAUUGAUUGUUUUCACAGUCAAUGAACACGAAAAUAUUUGCAUAGCGGGACUAAAUCGUCGGCCUGGCUACGCUACUGAUUCCGAAGCAGGACGAUUAUUAGAAUCAAAACGCAUUACAUCACUAUAGAUUUACGCUGUAAAUGCAUGCUAAUGAAGCGUGAGAUUGUCCCCAUGGCAGUGAAUUCUAUAUAAUAAAGUAAACAAAUAAAUUCAUUUUACAAGUUCGUUAAGAUAUCGACAACGAGCUCGCAGCGCGAGUCAUUGUUAAAUGCCUAUAAAGAUUGGCCUCUCAUAUUUUAACUAUACCACUUAAACACGAGCAGAAGUGAUUUAUCAGACUGCGAGUGUUUUAAAUGGCUUAAAAAACGACGACACCUAUCUGAUGAGGUUAUUGGCAAAUUAAUUUUAAAAAUAAACGUCUAAAAUCCGAGAAAAUCAAAGCUAAAAUUUAUGUAAAUGAACAUGAGUUUUUAUCACAUAUAUAACCACAGACACGGCAGUGAUUUCCCGUUUCUUUUCCUCAUGAAUUAUUAAUGAGUUUUUUAAAUAAUGUAUGAAAGGACACAACAGGGAACGAAAAUGGACAUGUUCAGCUCAAGCUCGUGCCAGAUGGUUCCUCGCCCUUACCUUGGCUCGCAACCCACAACUGGUGUCGGACCGUAAACCUGGUGGUGUUGAAGCACCUCAACCUGGUCAAGGUGGUUGUGUCAAACAUGGCGACGUCAAAAUUGAAGUUGGUCGGUAUGGAUUAAUACAAGAUAAGUGA
This is a messenger RNA of Paramuricea clavata, 25255 nucleotides long. The record is from the annotation of a GenBank genome assembly. Lineage: Eukaryota; Metazoa; Cnidaria; Anthozoa; Malacalcyonacea; Plexauridae.